AGGGCUCUGGAAACCAAUCAAUGCAAAAUCCAAUAGCAAAUUCUCCAUUCUCACUUGACUUCGCGUCUCAGUGGGGUUUGACAUGGUUGACCACUUCCUUCUUCUUGAAGAGCUAUCUGGGAUUCUGUGGAUUCUCUGAUUUUUCACUCAUUCUACUGGUUCUUUUUCCUUUAAGAGAUGCCUAAGUUCUAGAGUGUCCCAAGGCUCAGUCUUCAGUCCUCUUUUCUCAUAUAUCAGUACACAUCCUAUAGGUAACAUCAACACAUCUCUAGCCUAGAUUGUUCCCCUAUAUGCCAGACUCAUAUAUUCUACUGCUUACUCGAUAUCUUUUGUGGUUCUAACAGACAUCUUAAACUUAACAUAGCUGAAAAGAAGUCCUCCGUCCCAAAUCUGCUUUUAGUUUAUGUGAAACAAGCAAACACAAAUGGCCAUUCUUUGCUUUUCUCUCUCUCUUACUCCCGGAAAAUCCAGAAUUUCCAGAAUCUCACAGCUUCCUAUCAUGUCCUUUUGUAAAACACAUUCUGUCAUCUCUCACUACUGCCACAGGCUCUGACCUAUCUUCCCUGCUACUUUUUGUUCCCUUACAGCUGUUCUUCACAGAGCAGCCAGAAGAAUCUUCCUAAAGCAAUAAUCGGAUCCUGUUUCUCCUUGCUUAACAUUUUAUUAACUUUCUGAAACACUCAGAAUAUAAUCCAGACACUAUUGUAGUCAGCACUUCCCUUUCACUUCAGGGUCUGGAUUCAAUGGUACCCUUUCUCCUCCUUAAACAUGACAGGAAUAUUAUCAUCUUAAAACCAUUGCACUUCCUUUUCUUAGUUUGGAAUGCUUUCAUCUCAAAACUUUGCAUGGUUACCUCUUAAUGAUUCAGAUUGUUAGUCAAUGUCAGCUUGUCAAAGGGGCCUACCACUAUCACGCUAACUGUAAGACCCUACUCCAUGACUCCUCAAAUCAAUGUCUUAUUUUAUUUACCCUCUGACUUAUGAGUAAUGUAACACAAGUGAUCUUAUUUAUUAUUGCAUUUACCUAUUUAAUGUGUGCCUCCACCUGUAGAAUGCAAACUCCUUGAAGACAGGGAUUUUGUCUGUCUCAUUUACUGCUAUGUCUCUGGAGCCUAGAACAGUAGCCUGUUUUGUUGUUGUUGUCAGUACCCGGCAUAGUGACCAACACAUCAUAGUUGCUCAGCAAAUGCAUGUUAAAUAAAUGACUAACUUUCACACAUAGUAUUGAAAUAAUUGUUCUCAUUAUGAUUCGUAUUCAGGAAUACUUUUAACUGACUAAAAGCAGAAGCAAACGGACAAAGACAACAAUAAUAAUAGCUACCAUGCAUGGGUUACUUACUAGGUGACAAGAAUUAUGCAAAAUACUUUUUUGUGAAAACUGCAUUUAACUUCACAACAAACCUAUGAGAUAAAGAGUGUUAUUGCCUAUUAAAAUUUUAUAAAUGAGGAAAGAAGCUUAGAGAAGUUCAGUAGCUUGCCCAAGUUCAUAUAGUUAGUGAAUGCCAAAGUAGGGGCUUGAAUUCAGCCCUGCAUGAAACCAAUGUAACUAUCCUACCCACUCUGCUGUGCCAGCUGUUUCAGGAAUGUAGCCAUUUCAUAGAACUAUAGAAUCCUAUGAUUUGAAGGGACCUGAGAUAGAUCUGAUCAUCACCUACACCCCAGCUGAAUGAUUAUUUAGCCUCUGAGAUUAUAUGUGUGUAUUAUUUCCACCCAUUGGUCUUAGUUUCACCCCUUUCUUUCAGAGACGUGGUUGUGCAUAGUAACUUAUUUCUUUUAACAUAUGUAAGUAUUUUUCAAUCAAGUGUCUGUAAAUGCUGGUGGCAUUUGGCAAUCUCAGUAAACUGUUAUAGUUCAAGAUCAUUCCAGAGACGAGGAGUGAGUAAAUAUUAACAACCCGCUGUGCUUGGUUGGAACUUGAAAGGACUUCAUAACAUCCGUGAGCAAGCUUUUGUCAAUCACAAUGUAGACCAGAUUAGUCUUAAAGUCCAAAGAAGAACCAAAGUUCACUUGAGUGUAGAAGUUUCUGCACAGUUCUCUUGGUUAUUGUUUGCAAGUUUAAGGAAAAGAAAAUGAUGAAGGAGAAAGAGAAGACCAUUGCUAUUGUGAAGGUUAUAGACACUUCAAAGUUAAAACUGUUAUCUGGAAGUAUUUUGGAUGUGUAUAGUGGUGAACAAGGAAUUUCACCAGUUAACAUGGGGCUUACAAGUGCUUCCUGUCCAAGUAGUCUACCAAUGAAAAGAGAAAUUACAGAAACUGACACUAGAGCUUUAACAAAAGAGAGACAAAAAAAGGACAACCACAACCUCAUUGAAAGAAGAAGAAGGUAUAAUAUUAAUUACCGAAUCAAGGAGCUUGGCACUCUUAUUCCAAAGUCUAAUGAUCCUGAUAUGCGCUGGAACAAAGGAACCAUUCUAAAAGCAUCAGUGGAGUACAUCAAGUGGCUACAAAAAGAACAACAGAGAGCCCGAGAAUUAGAACACAGACAGAAGAAAUUAGAGCAGGCUAACAGGCGACUUCUACUUCGGAUUCAGGAACUAGAAAUUCAGGCUCGUACUCAUGGUCUGCCAACCCUGGCUUCACUUGGCACAGUUGAUUUAGGUGCUCAUGUCACCAAACAGCAGAGCCAUCCUGAGCAGAAUUCAGUAGACUAUUGCCAACAACUGACUGUAUCUCAGGGACGAAGCCUCGAGCUCUGUGAUCAAGCUAUAGCCUUUUCUGAUCCUUUGUCAUACUUCACAGAUUUAUCAUUUAGUGCUGCAUUGAAAGAGGAACAAAGAUUGGAUGGCAUGCUAUUGGACGACACAAUCUCUCCAUUUGGAACAGAUCCUCUGCUAUCUGCCACUUCCCCUGCAGUUUCCAAAGAGAGCAGUAGGAGAAGUAGCUUAAGCUCAGAUGAUGGUGAUGAAUUGUAAGAAAUAAACAGACUCAAUUAUCAACUGGAAAGCAAUUCUACUCUGGUGCUAUGCAAUUAUGCUCUGUGUUUCAUAUGUUGCUUUGGCUUGUUUGUUUGUAUUUUUUUCCAAAAGGAAUGUGUUGUUCAUGAAAAACUGAUAGCAACAGAAGAAUUCACAGGAAGAAAAAUCAUGGUGUUAAUGAAUUAUUGAGAGCGAAAAAGAGGUGUUUUCUUCUUUGACUACAGAGUCCAAAUACACUUAAAUUCUGUUUUCUUGGAAAGACGUACAGCAUAAGAAGCAGCUCUUUACUGAUGUUUUAAAAGCAGCAACUUGGUGGUGUGCUACUGGAACUAAUGACUGCAAAGCGUAAAACGACUGAAAUAUAUAAAUCUUCUCUUAGUUAUUCACUUCCAUCUUCUCUUCAACUCUUACAGCAGACUUCAAGAAUCAAGAUCAACAUAUCAGGUGGUCAUUGCCUCUUUCCAUUGUCUAGUGGACAUGUCUAAAGUUCAAGCUUUGUAGGAGAAAUAAUUAUAUAAUAGAUUAUCUUUCACUUGUGGUUGACAAGCAAAUCUAUAGUAAAUAUGAGAAUUUUCCACAAUAAAAUACAGAUAACUUAUAAAAACAUUGGUUACUAAAAUUAGAUCCUAAUUUCUUCAGUUGGUUCAGUUACACUAAUUCUAAAAGCAUCUAUGCAUAUUUAUGUCUCCAGGCUCUGUUGGGAAAAGAAACACAUUGAAUAUUUUCCUCAGGAGUAUGGACCAGAAUUGUAUCCCCUCACACAAACAUACAUCCACACGUAUGCACAUAAUUCAGGUAUAUGUUCUUCUAUUUUCUUCAUUCUUCCGACUGCAUUAAAAUCACAUUCUAAAUUUUAUUUUCUUCAUUAAGAAAAUAUAUCAGAUCAUCAAUUUCAGUCAAUAAAAUAUAAAAAGUCCCCUACAAGGACAGUUUUCAGAUGUUUAAAACUUUUCAUCAUGUCCAAUAUUGGAUAGAAAUCAAUUAGUUGUUGAUUCUGUUUUGUUCCAGAUGGAUAAAAUAUUGAAAAUUGAAUUGCCAAUUGACAAAAUAAUGAGUAAAACAGAAACUAUUUCUUAUUAUUUUCAGUUCUGAGAGGAGCGUAAGGUUCUAUUUCUUUUUUUUUUUUCUAUUUCUAGUAGUACUUAGAGAGGCCUAUGAUCUUUGAUUACACUGUUAGCAUUUAUUAUAAGCAUUUAUAUAUGUGAUGCCUCACUCAGAUUUUUAUCUCUUGUGCUUGUUUUAGGUUAGGGAAUUAAGUUACCAAGCACAUUGCUCUGUGCUGGACCUCCAUGAGUGAUCAUCCGAUAGAUGAGUAUUUAUGGAAGCAUACUCAGAACUGCAGUGGGUCCUGAGAAAAUGCAGAAGGGAUGAACAAGAUAUGGUGUUACUCCUAAAGUAGCUAACAAGAAUGCAUGAAAAACAAAAGAUAGAAGACAUAGAAUAAAAAAGUCUAAGCAUAAGUUGUAAAUACAGAAGGUCAAAGAAAAUGAAAAUGAAUGACAAAGUUUGUGGGAACAGCAGAAUUUGACUUCUCUUUAAAGGCAUUAAUUGAGUGAAUGUGAGAGCAAAUAAAGGAAUAAUAUCAACCAAAUGAUGAAAGUGAGAAUAACUGGGGGAGUGUCUUUAUGGGACAUUCUCUGGAAAUAUCUGGAUACCCUAGAAGAUGCCCGUUGGGGAGUUCUGAAACAUAAGAUUGACAACAGGUUGUGAAGGCCCUUAAAAAUUAGGGUGAAAUAAUAUAGUAUUAAUAUAAUAGAAACACUUUUUUUUUAGUAGGAGGGAGGACCCUAAAAAUUAAAAUAUAGAUUAGUAACUUGAGUGAGAUGUAAUCUUUCAUGAAGUUAAAGCUUUGGGAUAGAUUUUGAAAGGAUCUUUUAGUUAUUUCUCACAUGGAAAAUAUAUCAGUAUAAGAGUUGAGACCCUAAAGCUCAUAAAAGUAGAGAAAUAGUAAAUUAUUAUGGCAUAAUAAUUAUCUCAGGCUUAGCUUACUUGCUCAGAUUUAGAAAAGUUAAAAUAAUUUUUAUUGUUUGGCAUGGAAAAAUAAUUACUAACUUCUGGGUACAGCCAUUAAAGCCUGAUAGAUAAAUUCAUCUGAAAUAUGUCAUGUGAAACAGCUAUUAGAUAUAUAUUCUCAAUAAUUUUCAAGAAUGCAUUACAUAUUUUUAAUUUUAUAACAAAAUUCCACUUUAUUAUCUGUGUUGAUAAUUUGAUUUACAUUAAAAAUUAUAGAGAAGUAAUAUAUUUGGAAUUCAUGGAAAACAUGUCAGUUUAUAAGAUAGAGACUGCUUCUGUUCUCAUUUUAUCUAUUAUUCUCAUUUCUUUAUAUUUUGAACAGACUUGCACUGAUGAUGUCAUUACUCAGUCACCAUUUUCCAUUCUGUUAAAGUACAACAACUGGGCCCUGAAACCUAUCCUUCACAAUCUUAGCUGAUAUAAGGACUUGGCACAGGAUGAUAGAGCCUAAACACAAGAGAUCUGGAGAGGGAACUAAUAUUUGCCGCUACAUUCAGAUUAUGAGAUGUCAGAAAACUGUAAAAUGGGUAAUGCAUUUUUAAAGAGAGUAAAAAGUUGUGCUAUGUCCCAGUCAACUGAAAUAGAUUAAACAUUAAUUAGAUGAUAGUUCUUAACUUUUUAAGGCAGAUUCCCUUGAGAAUCUAGUGAGUUAUAGACCCUCUCCCUAGAAAAGUAUAGAACUGUUUAUAUGGACAAUAAUUUGCAUGCAUUCAGAGAUCUUAGGGAUCUCCUGAAUGUUUUCUUGGAUCCCAAGUGAAAAAUUCCUGAAUCAGGUCUGUUAGGUGUGCAGUUAAUGUCAUGUAUAAUGAUGGGGUCCCCUACUUAUCUAAAUAUAGUUAUCCCAUUCCUAAUAAUGAUGAGGUUGCAUAGGGAAGUAAAUGUGUACCAAAAAUUAGAUGAUUCACUAAAAAGUUGUUCAUUUAUAUAGUCAUUUUUCAAACAUGACCUGCCCAUGCAACAAACUAUGCCUCAUCUUUAUUAUAUAGUUAUGGGUCAGUUUCACUAUAAUUAUUGAAUAAUAUAAACAUCUGACCAUAACAUUUGAAAUGAUGCAAAUAAAUUUCAAAACAAAAAUAAUGUGAAUUUAAAAGCAAAUUAUUUGAGUAUAUAAGAAUCAAGAUAGCUCCUUAGAAAAAUUUAUGACUGUCUAGAAUAUGUUUUGCAGAAAUGAGGUUUUUCGUAAUAGUAAAAGAGGCAAAUUUUUUGUCAAAUAAUGCUAUCACAAAAAGCAUCAACUGUAAUGGCACUGUUAAUACACAAUUAUCGAUUUGUUCAUUCAAUUAAUAUACAAUUAUCCAUUUUCAUUUAAAGAAUUAAUUCAUAAUUACAAUUAUAAAAAAAAAACUUCCUUUACAGUAAGAUAAAAUAAUAGUAUUGCUUUUCAUUAUUUUUUCAAAAUAAUGUCCCAUCCAGUCAUUUUCUGUAUUAUUAAAUGUUGGCUGCUUUUUCAUAGAUUCACAUUGAAUAGCCUUUUCCAACUUCCAAUUAUCUUAAAAUAAUAAUGACCUCCUGUGAGGAGAUAUAGCUCUUUACAACUUUUUUUCUUUUAGUGCCUUUUCUUCUUGAACUUUUCCUAUAUCAAAUGGAGACUAUAUGUACAGAUAAUAUUUUCUCAGUUUAUAGGCAUAUCAGUGACCAUAGCUUUCUUUGUAUAGGUUUAAAAAAAGUUCUAAAUAAUAAAUAGUCAGAUGAGCUGGGGACAUUGAGAAAUAGCCUUUCUCUUCCUUUUUCAACUCAUUUUUCCCCACCUACAUGACUGUAAAUCAAAUAUUUAAUAGUUCUUACUUUAAAAAAAAUAGAUACAAAGAAUGUCCUGAUUUGGUAUGCUCAUUUACCAUAAUGUCAAGAGAAAAGUUAGAUUUCAUAACUUUAAAAAGAAUAUAUUUUUAUUUUGUUUUGAAAGACUGAGUCAUACAGGAAUUUUCUUAUACUUCAAAGUAUCAUGAAAACACCUUUUUCCUGUUUGGAUGUUGUGGAAUUUAAACAUUUAAAUAAAUAAAUGGCAUAACUGAGUGUUCCAUGGUUUNCAAUGUCUUUGACCCUAUACAAACAUUUUAGGUAUUUACUGACCAUCUGAUAUGUAAGAUGUGGAAGAAAAUUGGAAUCAAUUAAUUAUUUCACUGUUUUAUCAGUGCAAGAUCAACCAUCUGGGUUUCUUAAAAACACCUGAAGGACUGGAUUUUGUUUCAGUAUUGAGAAUGGCAUAGUCUCUAUGUGCUAUAUGGAAUUACAACAUUUGCGCCUCCAGUGCCCCAUAUGUGGAUAAGUAUGUCAGUUUGACUUAAUAUUUGUAUAUACAGAGAUUUCAUUACAUUUACCUAAUAAAUACUAAAUACACUUCAAGUGUUUCUGAUCUUAUAUUUUAUAUGUCCCUCCUAUAGUUAUUAUUUGUAUGAAUUUUAAUUGGAAACAAGGAAACAAUUCAAAAUCAGAAAAACAUAGCUUUUCUUAAAAUUUCUGUGCUACAUUUUCCCUCUGAGGUCCAUAGAGAAUUUGAGUGUAUAGGAGAUUAUGAGAAAACAGCUAUUUUGAUUAAAAAAUAUAUCCCUCAAGAUUCAACCAACUUAAUGAUGAAAUACUAUUAUCUACUGCUUUAUACAUAAAAGGAAACUUUUUAUCUGCUUGUAAAGGGAUUUUUAUGUGUAUUUCUGCAUAAUCAGAUGAUUUCUAUUGUGUUUUCUACAGAUGAAAUUCUCCGUAAAAUGUAUUUUCCUUACAUUAUCCAGCAGGCAUAAAGAAUAACAGUAAAAACUUUUGUGUUUGUAAUACUACUUCUUUUAUCCCUGCACUACUGUUUUAUUUCAAAGAUUCUAUAUUUUCAAUUUUAUUUUUUCCACAGAAAUAAAUUUGGUUUUGUGUUAAAGCUGGUAGUUUAUGUAACAAACGAAAUAUACAAAAGAAAGAAGGAACUGAUUUUGCUGAAUUAUAUAUAAUUAGGAAGUUACAUAUUGUUCUUUAAAUAUGAUACUGAAGUUUAAAAGCAAACUAAAUUCAAGAAUCUUAUCUAACAGCAUAGCCGUUGCUUAUGGCAUACAAGGCUAAAAUUAAUUCAGCUAUUUAAUCUUAAUAAUUAUAAUGUAGUUAAAUAUCUUUGACUUUAAUAGUGUUUUACAUAUGUGAAUAGCUGAAGUAACAUUCCCAUAAUUUUAAUCUAACAUUGGUUAGAUCAAGACAACAUUGUUAAUAUAACAAUACUGUAGAAUUUGUAAUUAUUGGUAUUUUUCAUUUUUAAUAACUAAUGUGUCUUAUUUUCUAAGAAAAUGGAGAACUUUGGUAUACUUUAAUACAUAAGUGAAUCUUGUAAAAAUACCUUAAAAUGUACCAAUAUUUUCUUUGCAUAUAUUAAAUGAAAGACUAUAAUUAUAAA
Messenger RNA from Cebus imitator (Panamanian white-faced capuchin), 8294 nucleotides. It is a transcript of the gene TFEC, whose product is annotated as transcription factor EC. Gene Ontology annotation, cellular component: nucleus. Gene Ontology annotation, biological process: regulation of transcription by RNA polymerase II. The transcript is spliced from 6 exons. Lineage: Eukaryota; Metazoa; Chordata; Mammalia; Primates; Cebidae. Gene Ontology annotation, molecular function: DNA-binding transcription factor activity, RNA polymerase II-specific; protein dimerization activity; RNA polymerase II cis-regulatory region sequence-specific DNA binding. The record is from RefSeq and is a predicted model, not a curated record. Bases 2069 to 2911 code for a protein of 280 amino acids.